Molecule: messenger RNA, 2286 nt
Organism: Pseudonaja textilis
Lineage: Eukaryota; Metazoa; Chordata; Lepidosauria; Squamata; Elapidae
Source: RefSeq, a predicted model, not a curated record
UCAACAUGUUUCAAGGAAAUAGCAGUACCAUCCUUCUGUUACAUGCUGCUUUCCGAAUACUUCCAAUGUUGAGGUUGUGUUUUUUCAUUUGUUUUGUGACACACUCUGCAAGAGCAGGUCAAGAAUGUCCUAAAUUCACAGAUCUUAAUUUUGGCAAUGCUGUGAUUGGCACAGAUCUGAAGGUGCAACUGCUUUUGUACACACGAAAAAAUAAAGACUGUGCUGAACUUCUUGAUGAGCAUAAUAUAACAACUUCUACACAUUUUAAUGUAACCAAGAAUAUCGUUGUUAUCAUCCAUGGGUACAGAUUUACAGGUUCACCCCCAAUAUGGAUUGAUACAAUUAAAAAUCUUCUGCUUGAAAAACAAGACUUCAACAUCAUUAUAGUAGAUUGGAAUCGGGGUGCAACAACAGUGAAUUAUUUUAGUGCUGUUUCUAGUGCGAAGAAAGUGGUACCCAUCUUAACACAUCUUAUUGAUCAAAUGUUGGAGAAUGAUGUUGCUGUUGAUUCUAUUUAUAUGAUUGGUGUAAGCCUUGGAGCUCAUAUAGCUGGAUUUGUUGGGAAGACAUAUAAUGGCAAAAUUGGAAGAAUUACUGGUCUUGACCCAGCAGGUCCAUUGUUUACCAAAAAGCUGGCUAAUGAGAGACUAGAUCAUACUGAUGCCCAGUUUGUGGAUGUCAUUCAUAGUGAUACUGAUGGUUUUGGUCUUAAGGAGUCUUUGGGAAACAUUGAUUUCUAUCCAAAUGGAGGAAUAGAUCAGCCUGGAUGUCCAAAGACAAUACUUAGUGGGUCAUCUUAUUUCAAAUGUGAUCAUCAGAGAUCUGUUUUUUUGUAUAUAUCAUCUUUACAACAUGAUUGUGGUAUAACUGCAUAUCCUUGUGAAUCGUAUAAGGAUUACAGGAAUGGAAAAUGUAUGAGCUGUAAUUUUAAAUCGCUUCCAUGCCCAAUAGUAGUGUACCAUUAUUCUUUGGAUAUUAUUACCUGGAAUAAAAGCACUAGGAGAGGUUUCAUAAAUAUCAAAAUAACAGAUAAUUCAGGAAAUACAAUAGAAUCCAGAAUUAAUAGUGAUGUAGCUGUAUUUCAACAAUACAGGCAAACAAAGAUACUUGCUGGAUUUUAUCUGGAUUUUGGAAACAUUUCAACAAUUGGUUUGACAUUUUCUACAAGGAGUACAGUGGGCCCCAAGUACAAGCUUAGGGUUCUUGAAAUGAGGUUAAAACCUCUUUCGCAUCCAGAAAGGAUCCAGCUAUGUAGAUAUGAUUUAAUACUUGUGGAAAAUAUUGAAACAUCUUUUAUACCUGUUCCAUGCUAUGAGAUAAAUAUGCAAGACAAUUGAAUAUUUCAGGAUAUUGUAUGCAAGAAAUUAAAGAGAACAAUGUGAACUGGUAAUGCUUAAUUGGCUUCCUUCAAGAAAGUUAAUUUGUCAAUUUUAUGACUACCUCUGAAGAUCACAGAAUGAACUUUUAAAAGAAAUUCAGAUAUUUUUCAUGUGCCUAGUUGGAUAUGCUAACAAUCAAUUUCUAGUUAAUGAGCAUUCAGAGCUGUGAAUUAUUUUUUUAGAUGAUUUCAUUUUCACGUAUGCACAAUCAUGUUCAGAUACCAUUGAAAUUAACUUAAUAUAACUUAAUAAUAAUAAUAACUUAAUCACCAAAUGCAGGAUCAUACUACAUUAAAAUAUAUGUGUCAAUACAUUUAUAUUCAGUAGAUCUAAUAUUUUAUUAUAUGAAUAGGAAAUGCUAUAGUUUAGAGAAAUAGGCUCAAACCAGCAUUUGAGCAGAUGAACAAAGAUUCUCAUUAAUGGAGCAUCUGUUCAUAAUGACAUCCACAGGUUGGUAAUAACUUGUUAAAUAGAAACUGAAAUUGAAUCAAUAUAAUAAUAUGCUUUAUGAAACAGAUACAGCAUAAUGCAGAUAUAAUUUGUAAAUAUCCAGAAUAGAGAAGCUACAGUUUAGCUCAUCUUAUUGAUCCUAAAACACAAACAAAACAUGUAUUACAGCCAGUCUCUUGGUAGCAUCAAUCAAGCCUCUAAGCAACAGAAUUAUUAAAUAUCUUCUGAAAACCACCUUUGCAUGUUCAAUAGUUGUAGCUGCUAACUAUUUGCAAAAUUUUGCAUAUUGUUCGUAUGGAUAAGAAAGUACCUCUUAACUGGUGAAUAACUUGGUUGUAUAAUGAUCAAUAUUGUUUAGCUUGUGAACAUUAUUGUUAAUUUAAAUAAAAUAUUUAUUAAAUCAUAGAGCAAAUAAUUACAAAGACCUUUAUAACAAAAUAUUUGGAUACACAAAUAU